Molecule: messenger RNA, 6487 nt
Organism: Neurospora tetraspora
Lineage: Eukaryota; Fungi; Ascomycota; Sordariomycetes; Sordariales; Sordariaceae
Exons: 3
Coding region: 292-6279 (1995 amino acids)
Cellular component (GO): nucleus; site of double-strand break
Source: RefSeq, a predicted model, not a curated record
AACUAGUUCUAGAAGCUAGACCUACUGUGGUUUGUCACCGUUAGCCAGUGGGGCCCCUGUGGGCUCCUUCGAUUCGACCCAAACUGGACAUCAUCCCAUUCACCAAGUGUGAUUUUCUCCUUCAUCUCUUCUCGCGAAACCACGGCAACCGCGGAAACGCGCAUUCAGAGAACCUGACUGCGCGCCUCGUCAACUUCUCCAUGAAACUCCGGUAGCGCCCCUCAAGGUUCAAGGUUGUGUCUGGACCCUCAAUGCGGACUACCAGCAUGCGGGCUCCCUAAGACAGAAGAAAUGUCGCCUCCAAAACCAAAACCCGACAAAUCUCCAUCACCACGGCCAAAGACCCCCAAGAUCACCCCUACAAACUCCAAGAAUGGCGCGCCGACAACCUCACCGACCAAGUCGGCCACGGCGCCGGGAGCCACCACUCCCAAGAGUGUGCCGAUACCUACCAAUAGCGGCCUGUCACAGCAAAAGAAGAAGCCCGAACUGAAGAAGCCCGAACCGAGUCUUCUGGGUGAUUUCUUGCUCGGUCGACCAUCUCCGCAGCGCGUAGCCGCCCAGCGCUCAGCCUCGAUAAAGCGACGAAAGACCAUGUCCAUGGAUGCUCAGAAUGUUCGAGAGGAGCUACGCCAAGAGAUGCGCGCCGCAGCUGUACGGAAGCUACAACAACCAGGUGGUGUUCGGGAUCGGGUCAAGGCAUGGCAAAAGGCGUCACAGGCAGCGGUCAAGGCAGAGGGCCUUCCUAUCCCGGUAGCAGAAGAUGCGGGAAGCGAACCGACCGAGUUCGCUGUUAACCUGAGCGGCGAUGACGUGGAUGAGGAGGACAGAAUGAGGAUCAAGUGGCGGCAGAAACCCAAGAAGAAGAAACCAAAAGUCGAGACGGUGGAACCCAAGGGUGUGAGUGGGAGUGAUAGCACUGCAAAGGAAAAGAAGAAGGUGCCAGGGAAAUUAGCCGACGACAGGCCCGAUGUCAUUGUGAAGGAGGCGCGACCAAGGCCCGGGUUGCCGAAGAAGAGGAUCAUAAGCGAUGACCACUGGAUGAAGAAGCAGCAAAAGGGAAAAGGGCCUGCAGAAAAUCCGAUACCUGAAGCAGGCCAACCGAUACCGAAAGACUUUCUCAAACGAACGGCGCAAAAUCCCUCGGUACAAAAGAAGAUUAGAGAUUGGGCUCAGAGGGUAGAGCUCCCGCCGCCCCCACCACCGGUUACAAAGCGCCCAACGGUCAAGAAGUAUCGACAUGCCAAGACCGGUGAGACGGUCACGGUUGAGGAGGAGGAGGACGACGAUCAUCACCGCGGGGCACUGUCGGAACCAGAUAUGCCUCGUAGGAAGCGCUCUUCGUCUGGCGAACGUAGGAGGGCAAGCCCAAAGCCAAGGACGCAACAGCGUCCACCCGAUGAUGGAAUUAGGGUACGUCCGUUGCGGACACGGGGCUCCAAUGAUGAUGGUAUCAGGGUCCGCCCCGUGAAGCCCGCCCGCUCACUGCCAGACGUUCGCCCUGGUCCUCCUGUCUCUGCCGACAGCAGCAGCGGGUCUACUUCUACAUCUAGUCCCUCCUCUUCGUCCGGACGGACACCGAGUGAUCGGCCCGGUAGCAGAACACCGCCCAGAAGGGCUUCACCUCCUCUUAGAAGAGCCUCAACUCCGCCGCGAAGAGCUUCAACCCCGCCUAGAAAAGCAUCGACUCCCAAGCCAAGAGCGCGUAGUGAUCACUCGGCUGCUUCUGACGAUGUGAUAGAAGUCAUUGUUGAACCUGAAAGCGAAGCGUCAUCUCCGAGGAGCCCGAGUCCUCCGCCGAAGAGAAGGCUAAGAAGUCCUCCUCCUCCAAAGAGGAAGUCGCCAAGAAGAAGGGGUUCCCGUGGUGGUGUGCGAAGAAAGCCGAAGCGAAGAAGUCCUAGCCCACCAACUACUGCCACGCAAACAGAAACUACAACGGAUGACAGGCGACCGGGCGCUGACAAACCAAGGCCUGCUCCUAGGAAUGGUGUAUCAUCCGGAGAGGAUUCUGACCGGCGCCCACCAACUGCCGCUGGCAUUGAUGAUUUGGCAGAGAUUCCGUUUGGCUUUUCGGCGUUUAGUGAACUGGACCUCCCGUUGAGGGGGAAUCCCGGAGGAACACAUGCCCGGCAAAGUGCGAAACCUAAGCCGAAACCUCAGAGGAAUGAAAGCCUCAAGCUAGUACCGAAUGUUCUCAAGAAGGUUAUGACCGGCGCCAUGGAGAAGAUGCAGGAGAUGGCGCAGGAGAUGGCGGAACCGCCGAGGCCUCCUCCUACGGGGAACAAGCCCGCUAGGAUCGAAUCUUGGUUGAACAACACGGUUGACCCUUUCGUAGAGGGUAUGCCAAACCUACCACCAGUUGUUGCCCCCGAACCCCUACGAGUCUCGACCCCUGCGCGCAAUUCCAAGGAGAAGUUGGUCGACAGAGAUUUGCCGGCUCACAAGGAACGGGCUCCCGAGAUUUCCAAGCGCGCUUCAGCAGAGCAACCGCGCAGGAAAGAGAGACCUCAGACUCCGGUAACCCAUGAAGAGCCAAGGAAGGCUUCAGAAACUCGAUCGGACGAUAGCGAAGUAACUCCCAAGAGGAGAAAGAGUCCUACAACCACCCCUGAUUCAGCGGCCGUGUUGAAAAGACGCUCGACUCCUAGGAGCCCGACGUUGCCACGGAGGAGCAGUGGCCCCGUGAAAAAGCCCUUCCGGGAUGUGUUGAAGGAGGCCUUCAAGGGUGAAUCCAGUGCGCACAAGAUAGCUCCUAUGGUAUAUCCCAGCUGCGAGACAGACGUUGAGUCUGAACCAGAGACUGAGGAUGACUUGGAGUCCAAGAGAAGCCCACCGCAGCAGCGCUCCCCUGACUCGUACAAGAGAAGAUCAGCAUCUCCAGAUCGCCCUUCCACAGCUGAUUCCUAUUCCUCAUCAGAACCUAGCACGCGGGGUCCCCCACGCAGAAGACGGCCAACGAGUGGCGCUCAUGAUCUAUCCACCAUACUAUCUGAGGACUCCCGCGAAGAUCAGGAACCACAUGGCAAGAAGGAUACGGAUAGCGUCUCCACUGUUUCCCAGUCCACCGUGACACAGACUCCCGAAGAGGCGUUCGGCCAGCCGACACCCCUCACCAGAGAAGCGAGUCAACAGUCACAAAACUCCCAAAGAUCCCGCAAGUCUGGCAGCUUGAAGCGCCGACUUACUACUAAGCACUCUGAUUUGGUAUCAGUGCUCUCACUUCCCGACGAUGGCCAGCUGGUCCCACCCAGCCGCUCAAGAAGCAUCAAGGCCUCGCGCAGCCUUCAUAGAAAGCCUAGUAAGGCUAACGACAGCAGGGUCAAGGAUCUGCUAGAGGAGUUUGCCGAUGAUGAGCACUUCUAUCACCGAGAACUCAAGACCUUGGUCGACGGUGUCGUCCCCGUGCUUUUGAACGAGUUUGUCCAUGGAGACGAUGUGGACGAUGCCGAUCGCAAAACAGACAGCAUGGCCAAGGCUGUGGUAAAUAUGGGCGUCGCUCUCGAGAAGAUGUGGACUUACCAUAAGCGCGCUCCUCUGCAUGAUAUUCGGAGGCUUCUUGAAUGGCUUGAGGCCGUCUCGCCAGUUUAUAAUAACUAUCUCGACGUAUGGCGAUUGGGAUUCCAGGAUCUCCUUGUCAAUCUCGCACCAGCCAGCGGGAGGGUCGACGAGAAUGACUCGCUCCUGAAUGCGCUACCUCGCAACGAGGACGGCGAUGUGCUCAGCUACAACGGUGAACGGGUGGAUGUUGCGUACUUGUUGAAGCGGCCCCUGAUCCGAAUAAAGUGGAUGUACAAGUUUCUCCGGGCGGCUGUUAUGGUCAUCAAGACUCCAGAAACCGAGGACUUGCUCAAAUUGUACGGCAACCUCCAGGAGAAGGCCCGUACACGGCAUCGCGAGGAGUUUGCUCGCCUGACCGAUGAGGACGCCAACAACACCGACACAACCCGCGCCAGAGACCUUCGCAACCUACGACCACUGGACAGCGUUCGAAUCGACCCGACCAGGCAAGUGGCAGCUAAAGACUCCUUUGAGAUGGAUCUUGACCACUCGAGCGGCCAACGACUUGAGUGCCAAAUCGAACUCAUGCAGCGAGACAGGGUCAACGUUCCUUCUGACAUGGGUGAUAUCCUCAUCCGUGACAUCAGCAACAAGGCCAAGCCAUGGCUGCUUUUCCCGCCUGUUCCAAGGCAGUACAUCUCGGCAAGAAAAGGCGAGAGUCCCAGGAGCAUGAUUGUCAUGAUCCGCGGUAGACAUAACGGCGACGAGUGGUAUGAGCUGAUCAAGCUGUCCACUACCGAAGAGGCCCAGACCACGGACUGGCUGGAUAUUUUGGGUAGCGACCCUAUGCCUCCCCUCUCACGACCUAAGCCGAGGAUGAGCAUGAGCCUUAUCCAGGUCAGCUCACCAAAAGCGGACGACCUCGACGUCCCGAUUGGUGAACCUAGCGUUAUUGGCGCGUCUGAUGAUGAAUCCAAGACGCCUAGCCGAUAUCAUAAGCGGCAAGCCAGCGCUCCAGUUACCUCAUACCCGGCACCAAAUAAGCACAUCCCGUACAGCGAGUCUGUGGAUAUCUUCAGAUCUCAGCCGCUUACGCCAGCUUACGGAAUCGAACCUGUGCCUAUUCCUCGGCCCCUCAACAUCAAGGGUGCAGCUCCCGUUCAACCUCCGGUGGAGCUUGCUCCUUCGACCCGGGUGAAGAGGCGCACAUCCUCUCCGCUCAAGCACGAGUAUCACCCAUCUGAUACCGAUUCGGAGACUGAAGACUCCGCCCUCAGCGACUCUGAAUCAUCUUCAUCCUCCAGUGAUGAGCUGGACGAGAAUGAUGUUCCUGAUACGAUCCCAGGUUAUAGCAUCAAGCAGCCUUUGCCUCAGAUUGUUGAAGAGUCUGUCGUCUCAGACAACACCAUAGCACCAUCACAGUCAGCUUCUCAGGUUGGAGCGCCUCAUCCAGGGCAGCAAACACCGCGAGAGAGGCCUGUGCAGAGCUUCGUUGCAUCAGUUUCAUUCUGGUCCAACAGAAAGGGUAUUUGGAGGGAGAUCAACACCGAACCCUCGCGCAUUCUGAUCUUCCCCGGAAGUAUGGAGGUACAUAUGCUCCACGAAAACCCCGAGAACAAGCAGGCAUACCCUCUGCAGGCCUCUGGCACGUCCGAGGUCGACAUGGCGAACAGAGAGGCUGGAGGCAUUGUCCCUCUCAUCUGCCUCGUCCUCACGCCAGUGGUCAUGAUCCGCCGUAGUACGGCGCUUGACCUCGAGGUCCGCAGCCGCGUAUCUCCCGAGUCUCGCCUCAGCAGCAUUGACAGCGGCAUGUUCCGCUUCCGCGCCGCGAGCCAGGAUGAAGCGAAGGCCCUGUACGAGGCGGUGCACCAAAGCCGGCUGAACAAUGCUAGGUACAUUCAGCUUGCCGAGGAGGCACGCGUCCGUUCCUUUGGGCAACAAGUAUAUAACGAUUCUGGCGCCGGUAGCGCCGACGGCACUGAAACCUCCAGUCGUCGGAAGGGCAUCUUUGGCCGCAAGAACAGUUAUCGCGCAUCCACUCGCGCGCCCAGCCAACACAGCAACGCAACAACCAGCGUCUCGGCCAUAAGCUUCUUGCGUCGCUUGCUCGGCGGCGAGAACAAGUCGUUCAACAUCGGCAAGUCCACCGUCGACAAGCAAUCCCGCCCCGGCUCCAUCGCCGGAAGCGGCGGUGCCCACGGCGGCGGCGGCAGCGGCAGCCUGUACUCCAGCGGCUACUCCUCCGGUACCGGCGGCAAUGACUCCUCAACACCGCCGCGAAGCGCAUCCGCCUCCGCCUCCGGCUCCGGCAGCCGCUCCCCCAGCCGCUGGAGCACCGGUCUCGCCAAGCCCUUCACCCCGGGCCAACCGCUCGAGAUCCGCUGCCACUUGAACGUGCAAAACAACCGCUGGGCCGACAAGGGCGACUGCAUCUUGCACAUCGGCCGUCCUCCCCCCGGAGUCCGUCAGGAGCUAUCACUCUACCACGGCCUAGAGAAGCGUAUCAUCGUGACGCACGCCACCAAGAAGGUUUCCGACAAGCCACUCAUUUUGUUAGAUGCCGUGCUGGGAUCCAAAUCCUUCAGCAUGCUGGGAACAAAGGGCAUCAUGUGCAGCGUCUGGGAAAACCUGCGCGACGAAGAAGGAAACGUCGGCUUGGCGCCCCGCACGGGAACGGUCGCCGGCAGGGUGACCAAGUGGUGCUUCCAGUGCAAGAGCGUGCAGCAGGCCAACUGGAUCUUUGGCAUGGUCACGAGCGAGGUGGAGGGGUUGAUGCUCUAGGCGAUGCGUCAUCCCCCGAAUCCGACGAAUCUGGAUCUGGAGCCUGUGUUGGAAGGUAUUAUGGAAGGAAGUGUUGGGGAGAGCAGUAGUGGAAGUGGAAGUGGAGGCGGCAACGGGAGUAGUGGGAGUACAGGUAGUAGCAAUGGGUAUUAUGGCUACAUGCCAACACCAUCAAUUAUACUGCGAGAUGAAAGAAGAAGGGAGAUGU